Messenger RNA from Vicia faba (fava bean), 555 nucleotides. NCBI's taxonomy places the organism in Eukaryota, Viridiplantae, Streptophyta, Magnoliopsida, Fabales, Fabaceae. The record is from the annotation of a GenBank genome assembly.
AUGGCUCACUAUGUUUUCUACUAUAUCCCCAUCAAUCCUCCUCGCUACUGUGAUUUUUCAUAUCCAAAGUAUUGGACUAAGAUCCACUUUAACCAGGAUGUUGACUUUUAUUGUACCCAGUCAUACUCUCUUUAUGUGGACAAGGUGACAAUGAGGGAGGAAAUUCAUUCUUGGUUUCCGGGACUUGGUUAUAAGGAAUGGUUAGACACCGAUGAGCAUGAACAAAGUAAGAAAGCUGAAUAUGUUCUACCUCCUGGUAGAUUCCCAAGGGAGGUGAAUCAUUUUAUAAAGACACCAGACAUCUUCUCUUCACGACUUCCACGCACUCCUGAGGAGGAUUAUGUUAUUGUUUUGACGUUGGAUUUACCCUUCAUCCAAAAUCAUCUCGAGGGGGAUAAGAUGGAAAUAGGUUAUGAACUUACUCAUAGCAUGUUCAAGGUUGCUUUUAUUUUUUCUCUUGUUUCUGCUAAACGAGGUGAUGCAUUGGCCCCUGGAAGUUCUUUUAAGGAUAUGGAUGUUUGGAAAGGGAAGGACGAACCUAUGGAGAUGAAGUAA